GAAGUUCCGUAGUGCGUGCGCAACUCCGCAUACACCUACCAAUCGCGUGGCUUCGUGGAAAACAUAAACAGUUGAGAGCCGCCGAUAACUUACGGUUGGCUGCUAACUUCGAAGCUUUUUCUCAAGGCACAAAUACUAUAAAAAUGGACGUGGCCGUUAGCAAGUGAAGUGUGUAACAGUAGUGUUAGCCUAGCAUGCUUGCAACGCUCGUUAUUCAGGGUGUUACUCAGGUCUAAUACGCGUUAGCACGCGUGAGCACUGUUUGAUUCUGUUCUGUAAAGCGACAGCGGCGACUUGAAACAAGUUUUAUUUUGGAAAGUCAGUCCGUAACGCUCGUCCCGCAGUUCUGUGACUAAGAGACGGAUGCGCUGCACACGAUAAUGGAAGUGGCUGUUAAGGGAAAAGCCAAAAGGAGGCACCUAAACGCAGGGGAGUGUGACGACUUGGGGCAAAGUGCAGAGGGCUCUAAUACCCUCACCCAACCCCACACCGUCAACCACCUGCCGGUCACUCGCAACCCCAAACGGGGGCUGUAUCCCAGGACACCCACCAAACGACGGAAGUGUGCAUCUGCCUCAGGAAGUCCCGCCGGGCAACAGAAGGGCAUCGACAACUUCUUCUCUGUGACAGGAGUCAUCAGUUGCAGUCCGCACAAAUCCCCCCAGCCCGGCUCGUCCACACGAACAAAUAGACUCAACGGAAAGCUUUUUCCUGAUGAAGAGCCGGGGGUUAUGAAGGAGGAGGAGGAGGAGGAGGAUGACAACGAUGUCAGCCUGUUAGCUGCCCCGUUGGCAGCAAACCCUGAAGAAGAAGAGGAGGAGGAGGUUGACGAUGUAAGCCUUUUAGCUGCAGAGUUGGUGCCAAAGGAGGAGGAGGACGACGACGCUGUGGAUCAUCUGGAGGGAAUUACAGCAGAGAUGUUUGGAGAUGAUGAAUUUGACCGAUGUGACCUUCAUGACAUGGAAGACGAAGUGGAGGCCCUGCCUGACACCCACUAUGGGCUCCUGGGUAGCAGGAAAGUCUUGCUUGAGCCCCAGGGCUGCAUGGAUGAUCUUCCAGAGGAGGUGCUGAGGCAAAUACUGUGCCUCGUCCUGGCCCAGGACCUCUACCGCAGUGUCAGCCGUGUCUGCCAUCACUGGAGGAACAUCGUCCAGGACACAAAGUUCGUUCCCUUCAAGAAAAAAUACUUCCGCUACAUGAUGAGGGAGAAGGAAACGGUGCGGGAGAUCUGCUCCACCCUGAGGAACAGCGGCAUCACAGAUCCAGCAUCAUCACAGCACAGCAUACGAUACCUUGUUAUUUUAAUGUCCCAGCAUACGGCCGGAGAGCGGGCGAGGCCGGAGGACGUUCUGGAGCGUGUCAAGAAACAUCGCCUUUUUCCUCAGGCCGAAGCCUCCAUCAGAUUACGUAUUCCUGAUAUUCAGAAGUUGUACAACCUUGGGAAUGAGGGUCCCAACCCGUACGCGGCCAUGACGGUCAUAUUGAUCCUGAGUGAGGGCGUCGGUGACGUGCAGGCUUUGGUGUCUCUGCUCACCGGCUGCCUGUCGAACACAGCCAUCACCGAGUACCUCAGCCACAUGGCCACAAUGUUUCUCGCCUUAAAGAGGAGCAACAUCAAGAUUAGUAGCCGGUUGCAUUACAACAUCUACUACAUACUUCACUUGAUGGCGAAUGGACCCUUUUCUGUGCACUCCAGUCAGAAUCAGCGGCCUCAGAUUCAGCUCACAGGAGAACAGCAGCAGAUCCUCAGCCACGACGUCCAGGUGGACCAUGUGGUCAAGAUCGUGGCGUUUGCAGGUACAGGGAAGACGACCGCGUUGGUGAAGUACGCCGAGCAGCGGCCACACCUCCGCUUCCUGUAUGUUGCCUUCAACAAGUCAGUGGCCAGUGAGGCGCAGCGCCGUUUCCCCAGCAACGUGGCCUGCAAGACCGUCCACUCGUUGGCCUUCGCCGACGUUGGGAGGAGGUACCAUUUUCGUCGGAAGCUGACCAGUAACUUGAAGCCAUUCGCCAUCAGCUCUGUUCUGCCACAUGGCCGCGGCGGCUACGCCAGGGCCAAGGUGGUCACCUCGACUCUCAACGCCUUCAUGGCUUCACCGGACGAGGUCAUCUCCCUCGAACACGUUCCCCACUUCCGCAAGGACGAGCGCAGAGAGACGGACAUUAUACUGAAGCCUGACAGGGAGCUUAUUGCGCUUGAAGCGCAGAAGAUCUGGAGCAAAAUGAGCGAACUCAAUGAAACCAAAAUCGACGCCUACUACAUGACCCACGAUGGUUACCUGAAGUUAUGGCAGCUCCAAGUCCCCAAGCCCUGCUUGUCCCACAAAUACGACGUCCUUUUCAUUGACGAGGCCCAGGACUGCACUCCGGUCAUCUUGGAUGUGCUUCUGUCACAGAGAUGUGGGAAAAUCCUGGUCGGAGAUCCUCAUCAGCAGAUCUACACCUUCAGAGGAGCCGUCAAUGCACUCAACACCGUUGACCACACACACAUCUUCUACCUGACGCAGAGCUUCCGGUUCGGUGCCGAGAUCGCCUACGUGGGCGCCACCAUCCUCGAAGUGUGCAAGGGAGUGCAGAAGAUUCUCGUGGGAGGGAAGCAAAGAGGCGGUGUGUGUGACGAGACUGCGGACGACGUCGGAGCGGCUCUGAAGGCGGGCGUCAGUCUUUGCCCGGGGAAGACGGCCAUCCUGUCGAGGUGCAACAUCAGUGUUUUCAGCGAAGCCGUCCGGCUCACCGACACCAACCCGCAGUGCCGGAUCCACUUCAUCGGAGGUGUCAACGGUAUCGGCCUGAACCGGAUCCUGGACAUCUGGCAGCUGAUGGAGGGGGCACAAUUCAUCAGGGAUCCGUUGAUCCGCUGCUUCGCCAAGAAAAAACCGAAUGCCUUCUGUGCCUUGAAGAAGUACGUCCAACAGACCGAGGACUUGGAGCUGGAAGCCAAACUCAACAUCGUUGAGAAAUACGGAAAGCGCAUCCCCGAGCUGGCGAAGCGGCUGGAAAGGUGCUUCGAAGAGAAUUUCCACAAAGCAGACUUCAUACUGGGAACUGUGCACAAGGCCAAAGGUCUGGAGUUCGACACCGUGAUGGUCACCGAUGACUUUGCCAAGAUUCCCCCCUCAAAGAACAACCGGCGCUUCUCGUUCUGUAAUAUUCCGGACGAUGAGUGGAACCUGCUGUAUGUGGCGGUGACUCGUGCCAAGAGCUCUCUGAUCAUCACCGAGUCCAUCCGCCGCAUCCUCACGGUGGCUGGGGAAUACUUCCUGAAGUCGGAGAUGCCCAGCACCUUGGCGGCGGCUGGUGAUCCGCUCCCGUGCUGCGUCUCACACUGCCCCAACUGCACCACGCCCGGCUCGGCGUUCAUCAUGUGCAAACGGGAGCUGAAAUGUUCCGACGGUGUGUCUGCCGGCGGCCCCUUGUGCGAGAGAUGCGUGUGGACGCGCAUCGGAUCGACGGCCUUCCUCAUGACAGACGACGUGCUCUCGAUGGCUGAAAUGCCACAAAUACUCGGCCAGCACGACCAACCCAUGCUCAUGGAGCUUUUCUAGCGCCGCUCGUCUUUAAGGACUACGAAGUAAACAACAAAAAACAUUUUUUGCGUUGAUGGGGUAAAAGGACUUUUAAUAGCCAAUAAUGUAACACUAGGUGUUCGCUGAUAACACUGAAACGGACUGAAAAUCGUGUGUGUGUGUGUGUGUGUGUGUGUGUUUUCUCUUUUUAAGUGAGCCAAAAGAAAUCGGAUGUUGUAAUAUCCAGUUGAGAUUCCUGUUUUAAAACACCUCCCAGAGGCCAUUAGUAGGACUGAGGUUUCAUUGGAGAGCACUGUAGGAUUGUGUGUUGAAUGUUAAAUAAA
Cyclopterus lumpus (lumpfish) is the source of this 3850-nucleotide messenger RNA. It is a transcript of the gene fbh1, whose product is annotated as F-box DNA helicase 1. Gene Ontology annotation, biological process: replication fork processing; double-strand break repair via homologous recombination. The transcript is spliced from 21 exons. Lineage: Eukaryota; Metazoa; Chordata; Actinopteri; Perciformes; Cyclopteridae. Bases 381 to 3545 code for a protein of 1054 amino acids. The record is from RefSeq and is a predicted model, not a curated record. Gene Ontology annotation, cellular component: nucleus. Gene Ontology annotation, molecular function: hydrolase activity; protein binding; DNA binding.